Messenger RNA from Aspergillus affinis, 981 nucleotides. RefSeq names its product putative glycosyl transferase family 8 family. The record is from RefSeq and is a predicted model, not a curated record. The transcript has a single exon. Gene Ontology annotation, molecular function: glycosyltransferase activity. Gene Ontology annotation, biological process: protein N-linked glycosylation. Lineage: Eukaryota; Fungi; Ascomycota; Eurotiomycetes; Eurotiales; Aspergillaceae. The coding region runs from base 1 to 981 and encodes 326 amino acids.
AUGAAUCGAACUUUCAAGUGGACGAGUGCGUUAGCUGUUAUAGCACUGACCCUAUCAUGGCUACACAACAUCCAGACCCGUCGAUUUGGUCUUGUUAAUCGCGAGAAGGCCAUAUACGCGACCUACCUCAGCAAACCCUCCGAAACCCUCAACUACCUCUCAGAAUUCCACAACUCCAGCGACCCAUACUUUGAUGCUGCCCGCAUUCUUACCUACCAGGUGCUGCACGCCCCCGAAACAAGGACGAGACUGGAUAUUGAAUUUGUCAUCUUCGUCCACGAGAAUGUUGACCCAGAGAAGAAGGACCGCCUGCGGCGCGACGGCGCCCAUCUCAUCGAGUGGAAAGAUUUCAGCGUGGACUGGGUGCGGCCGAAAGACGCACGGUGGACACAUAUCAUGACCAAACUACGCCUGUGGCAGAUGGUUCAGUACGAUCUGGUCCUCUUUCUGGACGUCGACACCGUCUUGAGUAGACCCCUGGAUGACAUCUUCAGUGCACCGGAAAUUUACUCGCGGGCGCCAGUUCUUAGCCAGUCCCACCACCACGAAAUAGAUGUGCCACCUCCAGGGAGCUAUUUCAUAGCUGGCCUACCUCAGCUGCGAACCAAUCAUUCGGCACACCCGUCGCGCGUCCCCGAAGAUUUCUGGGAUUGGUUUACCAUCAACUCCGGAUUUAUGGUGCUGAAACCAUCACUGGACGUGUUUCGAUACUUCGAAGCCGUCCUGAAAGUCACCAACAGCUUUGACGGCAGCAUCGGAGACCAAAGCGUGUUGAACCAUGUAUUUUCCCCUUUUGGUCCAAUGCCAUGGGUAAAACUAAAUCUCACCUGGAAUAUCCAAUGGCCGUGCCCAGAAGAUAUUCGUUCGGGUGCCUAUGCGUCCUUUCACGAAAAAUGGUGGGCGCAGAUGCACUGGGAGACUAAUGCAUACUUUCUCUCCUGGUACUGGCGUAUGGUAGGCUACUAUGACAGCAUUGAGUAG